AUGUCGCUAAACAACCUACUGGUUUCUAACGUUAAAAGAAAACUGCACAGGCGGGACUCUUCAGAGAGUACUAGUAGUUCACACGUAGAGAAAACAUUGAAAGAGCUUUCGAAUGACACGCCGAGCGACGCCAUUGACGACGCAUUCGAAGGUGACGAAGUUUUCCAAGUGCUCAAUAUGUCUGAAACUUUGGCUAAGAAAAUAAAAGAAAUAUCUCGUAAAUUGAAUAAGCUUGAAGCCAUUGAAGAGAAGGUAAAAAUGCUGGAUAGUAUUGAACAGAAGAUAGAAAGUUUCUCUUCGAAGCUCAGUGAUAUGAAAAACUCUGUCAAGGCGCUGAGGAGUAAACUGAACUCUUUAAGUGAAGCGCAAGGAAAAUUAAUGAUUUGA
Messenger RNA from Porites lobata, 387 nucleotides. The record is from the annotation of a GenBank genome assembly. NCBI's taxonomy places the organism in Eukaryota, Metazoa, Cnidaria, Anthozoa, Scleractinia, Poritidae.